GUUUAAUUGGAAGCAGUAGGUCUCAGAGCGCUGCUCCUUCAUCAGGUGAUUGAGGAGAAUAACCUACAGAGGCCAAGUACACCUCUAAAGCUUUCUUUUAUCCAGUUCACUUCGCCCGCCCUCAACAAUCAUUUACAAUCUCUUCGCCAUCAUGAAUGUUUCUUUGACUCCGCACACUACUGCAUUGAGCCCACAGAUCUUAAACCUUUUCGCGUCGUAGAUGUUCAUACACCGUUCUCUCCCCGUAACCGCCCCCUUGGUCUGCAUUCUGCUCCAUCUCCUUGCUGUUGUGCUGUGCUCGCUCCCGGGAUCCCGGUUGCUUUGUUGCCGCGAUGUGUACGUGCGGCGGUUUGGGAGGAUGAGCAGCGCCGGUCUCUCGGUGUCCUUCCUGGGGCUGGCGGUAGGCGGCAGUGUGCUGCAGCCUGUUCGGGGACGGCUUGCUCAAGGAGCGAGAACCUUUUGUGGAAAUCUCUCGGAAUUGUUUCGUGCGCUGUUUUCCUUCUGCCCUGCUGUUUCGGAUUCGUGGAUCGAAUAUUUUAUAUAAAUUGCUGCGCCGUUUUAUUUGUGAACAUUUGUUGUGUUGCAUUGUUUUCCUUUGAUUGGUUUACAGGCGCAAGAGCGGAAGCAAAUCCUUGAAUUAUGAUUAACUAUUACAUUCAUUAACCAUUGGAUACAAGUUCACGGAGCGGAUUCAUAUUCUACUAACAGACGAAGGGUGGCUGGAGUCGGCAGAACAAGUAAAAAUCUCCAUGAAGAAAUACGGAAAAUGCUGCUUUUCUUGAUAUUGCUGGUGUUAUUGUCUUUAAGGAAAAGUUCUGAAUUCCCGCAUUCACUUCGGAUGGCUGCAAUUCUAGAUGAUCCAAUGGAGUGCAGUAGAGGUGAAAGACUUGCCAUUACUCUUGCGAAAAACCACAUCAACCGCAUGGUGGAACAAUCUGAAAAGGCAAGGCUAGAUGUUGACCUGUUUGAGCUACUGCGAGACAGUGAAUAUGAAACAGCAGAAACUACUUGUCAGAUUCUGCCAAAGGGGGUUGUAGCCAUCUUGGGCCCUUCUUCAAGCCCAGCAUCUGCCUCUAUUAUCAGCCAUAUUUGCGGAGAGAAAGAGAUUCCUCACGUGAAAGUAGCUGCUGAAGAAAUUCCUAAAUUGCAGUAUUUGAGAUUCACUGCAUUAAAUCUGCACCCAAGUAACAUGGACAUCAGCUUGGCUAUUGCUAGCAUCUUGAACUUCUUCAACAGAACAAUGGCAUGUCUGAUCUGUGCCAAAGCUGAAUGCCUCUUGAAUUUGGAGAAGCUAUUACGCCAGUUUCUUAUUUCCAAGGACACUUUGUCAGUCCGAAUGUUGGACCAAAGUCAGGAUUCAACACCUGUGUUGAAGGAAAUUCGAGAUGAUAAAAUUGCAACAAUAAUUAUUGAUGCCAGUACUUCAGUGUCACAAUCCAUCCUUCGCAAGGCCAUGGAGUUAGGAAUGACAUCUGACCACUAUCAUUACAUCUUUACAUCUCUGGAGUUUCCCCUUCUUCAUUUUGAUGGAUUUGAAGAAGAUUACGUGAAUAUAUUGGGAUUUUCCAUCACCAACCCAGAUCAUCCACAGUAUAAUGACUUUGUCCACAGUCUGAACAAAUCCUGGCAAGAAAACUGUGCACAUGUAACUUAUCCUGGAGCAGCACUUUCUUCUGCCCUCUUGUUUGAUGCUGUCUACGUCAUUGUCACUGCUGUCCAUGAACUUAACCGGAGUCAGGAAAUUGCUGUUAAAUCCUUGUCCUGUGGCUCAGCACAGAUUUGGCAACAUGGAACCAGCCUGAUGAACUAUCUGAGAAUGGUGGAAUUAGAAGGUCUAACUGGUCAUAUUGAAUUCAACAGCAAAGGUCAAAGAACUAAUUACAUUCUGAAGAUUAUGCGACGCAGUAGAGAUGCACUGAAUCAGGUUGGAAUCUGGCACUCAGAGAAUGGGCUAGUGAUGGACAAAAAAAAUUACUUUUUAAAUGCUUCAGAGAGUUUGUUCAAUAAGACUUUAAUAGUGACAACAAUCUUGGAAAAUCCUUAUGUGAUGCUAAAACCAAACUACCAGGAAUUGGAAGGAAAUGAUCGUUAUGAGGGGUUCUGUGUGGAUAUGCUGAAGGAGCUGUCAGAUAUCCUGAAAUUUUAUUACAAAAUCCAACUAGUAGCUGAUGGUGUAUAUGGUGUUGCAGAGUCCAAUGGCACAUGGACUGGGAUGGUUGGUGAGCUUAUUUCAAGGAAAGCUGACCUGGCUGUAGCAGGUUUAACCAUCACAGCAGAACGUGAGAAGGUCAUCGAUUUCUCCAAGCCAUUUAUGACUUUAGGAAUUAGUAUCUUGUACCGAGUUCAGAUGGGUAGGAAGCCUGGUUAUUUUUCCUUCCUGGACCCUUUCUCUCCUGGUGUUUGGCUCUUCAUGGUGCUUGCCUAUCUUGCAGUCAGUUGUGUUCUCUUCCUUGUAGCCAGACUGUCUCCUUAUGAGUGGUAUAACCCGCAACCUUGCUUUAGAGGAAAAUGUAAAGUGUUGGUCAAUCAAUACUCUCUAGGAAACAGCCUGUGGUUCCCAGUGGGUGGCUUCAUGCAGCAAGGAUCAGAGAUCAUGCCUCGAGCACUCUCCACACGCUGUGUUAGUGGAGUAUGGUGGGCUUUCACACUGAUUAUCAUAUCAUCUUACACAGCCAACCUGGCUGCCUUUCUCACUGUACAGAGAAUGGAUGUACCCAUAGAAUCAGUUGAUGACCUUGCUGACCAGACAAACAUUGAAUAUGGGACAAUUCAAAGAGGUUCAAGCAUGACUUUCUUCCAGAACUCUCGAUACCAGACCUACCAGAGAAUGUGGAAUUAUAUGCAUUCUAAACAGCCAAGUGUCUUUGUGAAAAGCACAGAAGAAGGAAUUUCUCGAGUUUUGAACUCCAAUUACGCAUUCUUAUUAGAAUCUACCAUGAAUGAAUACCAUAGACAACGUAAUUGCAACCUUACACAGAUCGGUGGUCUCCUGGAUACCAAAGGAUAUGGUAUAGGUUUACCACUCGCUUCACGUUUUCGCAAUGAAUUUGAUUUGGCCAUUCUCCAACUUCAGGAAAAUAAUCAACUGGAAAUGUUAAAACGUAAAUGGUGGGAGGGAGGAAAGUGCCCAAAGGAAGGAGAACACAGGGCAAAAGGUCUAGGAAUGGAAAACAUUGGUGGAAUUUUUGUGGUUCUAAUCUGUGGCCUGAUUGUUGCUGUUGUCAUGGCAGUGAUUGAAUUUACAUGGACAAUGAGGCAUUCCACAGAAACAGAGCCACAAUUAAGAUUUACCAAAAAAUUCAAAUUUCAAAACCAGCCCGCUGCCGAAUCUUCUCUUGGUAUCUUCCUCUGCAGAUUUGCUCUCCAGAUUUCUGUUUGCCAGGAGAUGCUGAAAGAGUUACGGAGUAUUGUGUCUUGCCAAGAAAGCUUACCGUCUCGGCGGAAACGCUAUAUGAUACGGAGCCAUUCAAAUCACAGUGAAAUUCCACGGGAUGGGAAUACCAUGAGCCUGAGCAAUGGGAAACUGUGUGGUGGCAGAGUACCGGAACCUAUCUCUCAGAGACUGGCACAUGAAGCUGCCUUAGCAGUCAGAGGUUGCACCCACAUUCGUGUCUGUCCAGAAUGCCGCCGAUUUCAGGGUUUGAGACCCCAGCCAAUGGGGACAUCAAUACAAAGUGAAGAAUGUCUAGAGUGGGAAAGGGAGAUAAACAACAGCAGUGACACAGAGCAAUAAAAUAUUAGUUUUUAACAAAGAGCAUUGAUUCAAAGGGCAAUUUGUUCAUGGUGGUGAGCUUUGUCCUUUGCAGGAAGGGGUAAUAUCCUUCUUUGGGGAAAGUGAAGUACAAAACCUGGAUAACUGGUUCUGAAGUAAUCAUGACUUUCUUUUACGAAGAGACAAUAAUGACGUACAAAUGGAACUUCUCUGUCCAAUCAAGGCAAUGACAGAAUUCCUUCACUAAUUUCUGGUAUAAAAACAAAGUCUGUUUCCAUUCUUGGAGUAGCAAGGUCUCAAACCACAAACUAUGCAUUUCGACAAACCUAUCCUUGGACCUGGGGUAAGUUAGUUCAGUUGCCUGGACAGCUGGUUCACAGAGUGAUGCCACCAGCAUGGGUUCAAUUUUUGCACCAAUUGAUGUUACUGUGAAGAAUUUUCCUUUUCAACCUCUCCCCUUGCCUGAGGCAUGGUUACCCUUAGGUUAAACCACCAUCAGUUAUCUCUCUCUAAUCAAAGAAUGGGACAAUGGUGACUUUACCUUUACCUUGGGCCUACAGAAUUGGACUAUGUUGAAAACAAACCAUUGAGUUACUGAACACAGCAAUUAAUAAAGAUUUCUACAGUGGCAUACAACUUCCUUUGUGUGAUAUCCCUUUUACCACAAAGUCAGGAUGAUUAGCUGAAUCAAUAUUGCAUAAGUGAGGUGACACACUUUGACACCAUCCUAUAUGGUAGAAAAUGGACUAAUACAACUCUAUAUUGAAAAUUUAUGAAUGACUAUGCAAUUCGUGUGUUAUAAAGUUGUGUACAUUAAAUUUUAAUUAAGGAUCUGCAUUUCCUUUCUUUGCCUUUUGAAAAAAUACCUGUCACGUGUUUUCACAUUUUAGUCAGUGAAAUAUGCACCUAAAGAC
Messenger RNA from Chiloscyllium plagiosum (whitespotted bambooshark), 4626 nucleotides. NCBI's taxonomy places the organism in Eukaryota, Metazoa, Chordata, Chondrichthyes, Orectolobiformes, Hemiscylliidae. The record is from RefSeq and is a predicted model, not a curated record.